AUGGCGCAAUUUGUUUUGCGAACGCAAAAAUUCCAAUUCAUCUCAAAUGGCUUGAGCAACCGCUCUCAUUAUUUCACUCUUCAAUACAUCGACAUCGAUGAUUUGUUCGAGAAAUUGAAGCGACACAUCGGAAGAGUCAAGAAAAUCCAUUGGAAAGACGUGGAAGACGAUCAUAUAAUUUUGGAAGAUGCGCAAGAUUUACGAGAAGCUGUGAAGUAUUCAAAAGAGAGUGUUGCGGGAACUUUGACGAUUUAUGAAGGAGCUGGAGAUAGUGAUUCGGAUUCGGAAUCUUCUGACACUUCUUCAGAUUCCGAAACUUCUUCGGAAAGUUCUUCAGAUUCAGAGUGA
Molecule: messenger RNA, 348 nt
Organism: Caenorhabditis angaria
Lineage: Eukaryota; Metazoa; Nematoda; Chromadorea; Rhabditida; Rhabditidae
Source: the annotation of a GenBank genome assembly